Molecule: messenger RNA, 2572 nt
Organism: Salvia splendens (bonfire salvia)
Lineage: Eukaryota; Viridiplantae; Streptophyta; Magnoliopsida; Lamiales; Lamiaceae
Product: LRR receptor-like serine/threonine-protein kinase FEI 1
Exons: 14
Coding region: 392-2173 (593 amino acids)
Biological process (GO): protein phosphorylation
Molecular function (GO): protein binding; protein kinase activity; ATP binding
Source: RefSeq, a predicted model, not a curated record
CUCUCUUUCUCUCUCUAUCUUCUCUCACUCAAAUCCAGCAACACUUCACUCUUGCCGUUCGUAACGAUACAUGCACGCUUUAUGUACACCGAUACAUAUGCAUGUAUGGUUUUAGAGGGAGAAAGUGGACGGUGACGCCUCCGAUUAUCUGCUUCGUGCUAUUGAACAGCUGCGAAGCUCCUUCCUCAAUUCCCAUCAAUUCCUAAUUUAUCUCUGUGCCGAAUCAAUUCUGCUUCUUCUACUGCUGUUUUAGGUGAUUCUUUUUCUGCUACCUCUAAAACUGGUUGCUCUUGAAUAAUCAAUUUAGCAACCACCAGAUGUCCUGUAGAGUUAUAUUCCAGCUCUGCUCCUCUGAUGAUUUGAGCUUAUCUUAUCAUGCGUGAUCAACACCAUGGGCUGCUUCCCUGUGAAUUAUUGGCUGUUGCUUUCAUGGAUUCUAUUGCUUUACAAUCUGGCAAAAGAGCUCGAAGCUCUCAGCCUCGAUGGUCAGGCUCUUGUCAGUUUUAGGACAGCGAUAAUUAGUCCAGAUGGUAUUCUGCAGCAGUGGAGACCAGAGGAUGAAGACCCAUGCAGGUGGAGGGGAGUAAGAUGCGACUUGAAGUCAAAGAGAGUAACAGCCUUGAUCCUUUCGAACCACAAAUUGAGUGGACCUAUAUCCGCUGACAUUGGAAAAUUAGAAAACCUGCAACUUCUAGCUCUUCAUGACAACAAUUUUUAUGGGGCAAUCCCUCCAGAACUUGGGAACUGUACACAGCUGCAGUCCAUGUAUUUACAAGGUAACUACUUUAGUGGACCAAUUCCAAGCGAGCUUGGGAAUCUGUCUCAGCUUGAAAAUUUGGAUGUCUCGAGCAAUUCUCUUAGUGGAACAAUUCCUGCUUCACUUGGAAAUCUGAACAAGCUUUCAAGUUUCAAUGUUUCAACAAAUUUUCUUGUGGGGCCUAUACCUUCUGAGGGUAUUCUUGCAAACUUCCAGACUAAUUCCUUCGUAGGAAACCGGGGGUUGUGUGGCAAGCAAAUCCAAGUAUGCAGGAGUAAUGCUAGUGGUUCUUCCUCGACUUCACACCCUACAGAUUCAGCUCCAUUCCAAGCCAAGAAGAAAUAUUCGGGGAGGCUUCUUAUCAGUGCACUGGCCACCAUGGGUGCCUUGCUUCUGAUAGCCCUCAUGUGCUUCUGGGGUUGUUUUCUGUAUAAGAAGCUUGGUAAAAACGACCGAAAAGGCCUUGCUGUGGAUGUUGGUGAAGGAACCUCAGUUGUCAUAUUUCAUGGAGACCUGCCCUAUUCUUCAAAGGACAUCAUCAAAAAAUUGGAGACUUUAAAUGAAGAGCAUGUAAUUGGUGCGGGCGGAUUUGGUACUGUUUACAAGCUCACAAUGGAUGAUGGCAAUGUGUUUUCCUUAAAAAGGAUUUCAAAGGUCAAUGGAGGCUUUAAUCGCUUUUUUGAGAGAGAGCUAGAAAUACUUGGAAGCAUCAAACACAGAUACCUUGUGAACCUACGAGGAUACUGCAACUCCCCAACAUCACAAUUGUUAAUAUAUGAUUUUUUAUCAGGAGGCAGCCUUGAUGAAGCACUACAGGAGAGAGCGGAACAACUUGACUGGGAGACACGAUUAAAUAUUAUUAUGGGAGCUGCAAAGGGCCUAGCCUACCUGCAUCAUGAUUGUUCACCUAGAAUAAUUCACCGUGACAUAAAGUCAAGCAACAUUUUGCUUGAUGGAAAUUUUGAUGCUAGAGUUUCUGACUUCGGAUUGGCUAAACUAUUGAAGGACGAGGAAUCCCACAUCACAACCAUUGUUGCUGGGACAUUUGGUUAUCUGGCUCCAGAGUACAUGCAGAGUGGUAGAGCUACUCAAAAGUCUGAUGUUUAUAGUUUUGGUGUUCUCUUGCUUGAAAUUGUGAGUGGAAAGCGGCCUACAGAUGCAUCUUUCAUCGAAAAGGGCCUUAACAUUGUCGGAUGGUUAAAUUUUCUGGCUUCCGAGGACAGACGGCGAGAAAUAGUCGAUCUACAGUGUGAAAGAGUGCAGGCCGAAAGCUUCGAUGCCCUACUUGCAGUCGCCGCCCAAUGUGUUUCUUCAUGCCCCGAGGAUCGUCCCACAAUGCAGCAAGUAGUUCAAAUUCUUGAAUCUGAAAUCAUGACUCCGUGCCCUAGUGAUUUCUACGACUCGAGCUCCGACUGAGGCUAUUGAUCCAUGUGGAACCAAGAGAGAUCGACCAACUCCAUCAACCGCACCACCUUGCAGCAAAGAUCGGAAGCAACAUGAAGAUAGAAACCAAAUGUUUAUUCAUUCCUUUUGUGAUCGAAUAUGAUUUGAGUGACCGAUCUGCCAUUUCCGCUUUCCGAUUCUUCUGCUUUUGGUGUUGAUAGUUAGCUCUGACCGUCAGCUAUAUCCCUGUUGCCGAUGUCUUCUUUUCGUUGUAAUCCUCAGACUCAAUUGUAUAUGAAAUGGUUUAACUUAAAUCUACAGUCUCUACAAAUUGAAGGAUCUUUAUUGUUGAUUAUGGUUUCAUGUGUAAUAUUACUUGUAAUUUAUGGAGUAUGUAUGAGUAUCUAGUGUUGAGAGUUUUUGGUUAUGUAA